AUGGUUCAUUACUGCAGUGUUUACGAUUGUAAAAAUAACUCAACUGAUAAGGAUUUCUCAUUUCACGGCUUCCCGAAGGAUAAAAAGCUCGUAAAGGUAAGAAAUAUCGCUACAAUCAACUGAAAUAUUUCGGCGGGUCGAACGAUACCCUAGUUCGUUUACGGCGUUCGCUCAGCUAGCAACAUAAUUUGUUGUUGUUUUUAAGGUUUGGAUUACCCAGAUAAAAAGAGAUCCGAAGAAAGAUUUUAAGGUGACUGAAAGUAAGAAAGUUUGUUCUGACCACUUUACACCGGAGGAUUUUAUCUCAUCUGCGAGUCAGAAGAGAAAAUUAAAGAAAGGUGCUUGUCCUUCAGUGUUUUCAUGGACUUCCCAAGCGCAAGAAAGGUCCUUACCUGCAAAGAGAUCAAAACUUCAGGAAGAGCAAGAAAUUCUAGAAGCUGAGAUAACAGCCGCAGCAUUAGAGGGAGAAGGGAAGUUUGAUGAAACAAACUGA
Pocillopora meandrina is the source of this 493-nucleotide messenger RNA. The record is from the annotation of a GenBank genome assembly. Lineage: Eukaryota; Metazoa; Cnidaria; Anthozoa; Scleractinia; Pocilloporidae.